Messenger RNA from Salvia hispanica, 1173 nucleotides. Its product is annotated as S-adenosyl-L-methionine-dependent methyltransferases superfamily protein. The record is from RefSeq and is a predicted model, not a curated record. Lineage: Eukaryota; Viridiplantae; Streptophyta; Magnoliopsida; Lamiales; Lamiaceae. Gene Ontology annotation, molecular function: S-adenosylmethionine-dependent methyltransferase activity.
UCUAGAAAUCAGCAAAGACAAAGCGUAGACUUCACUUGUACUCUCUCUCUCUCUCUCUCUCUCUCAACAAACCCAACCGCCACGAUGUUCAGGGAUGUGUCGGCGUGCAGCACCUACAAUUACGCCGACGCUCUCUACUGGGACGCCCGUUACAUUCAAGAAGUGGAGUGCGGCUCCUUCGAUUGGUACCAACGCUAUUCUGCUCUCCGCCCCUUUAUUCGCAAAUACAUCCACCCUAAUUCGCGCGUCCUCAUGAUUGGCUGUGGGAAUGCCGUUAUCUCGGAGGACAUGGUUAAAGAUGGGUUUGAGGAUAUAAUGAACAUCGACAUAUCUUCAGUGGCUAUUGAGAUGAUGAAAAAGAAGUAUGAGAGUGUACCUCAACUUAAGUACAUGCAAAUGGAUGUUAGGGACAUGAGUUUAUUUCCCGAUGAUAUGUUUGAGAGUGUCAUCGAUAAAGGGACUCUUGAUUCAUUGAUGUGUGGUACUGAUGCUCCAUUAAGUGCUUCUCAAAUGUUGGGUGAAGUUAGCAGGCUUCUUAAACCUGGAGGAGUUUAUAUGUUGAUAACGUAUGGUGAUCCUAAUGUGCGGAUGCCGCAUAUAAACCGACCGGUUUACAAUUGGAAAAUCGAAUUGUAUAUCAUACCUAGACCUGGAUUUCAGAAGCCUGGUGGAGCCCCUCCUUUGAGGUCACACCUCGACCCCAUUCCUCUCACAGAGAAAGGCCUACUUCCUGCAGAUUAUGUGAUGGAAGAUCCAGAAUCACAUUUCAUUUAUGUGUGUAAAAAGAUAGCUGUACCAACUGAUCUCCCCAGCAAAUCUGCUGAUUCGUUGGCUGAUGAUGCUAUGCGAAGAUAAUACAGAGCCUGAUUUGAAGAAGCAUUUUAUGGCAGUUACCUCCUGAUAAUCAAGCUAGGCGUUAGAGGGAUAGAGAGGAAGAGGCUUGUCCGCACUCUGAACAACGGAUAAGUGGUUGCUGGUCGGAAAGUUAAAAUCUAGAUUACGCUAGCCAUGUUUGUGUUUGAUUCCCAACUUACUCGAUGAAUAGGUUUUCAACUCUCCAUAUUGUUGAAUUAUACUCCAUAUCACUAAUACAUGCCUCCUUGGAAAACAAAUCUGGUGAAUUCUUCUGUUUAUGUUUAAAAAGAUACUAAAAUAAGAUUGAGAUUUGUCCAA